AUGGAAUUACAAAAUGGAAGUAGGUCAAAGUGGGAUAAAAAACAAUUCGAACAAGUGCAGUUAAUUUUGAGCAAUGAAGGUGAAAAAACUCCUGCAUUUUAUCAUAUUUCAAAGACGUACGAAAUUUUGCGAAUUGGAUCAGAGUGCAAUAUUAUUUUAAAACGCAGUUCUGGAAAUAACGAUCUGAUCUAUAUGGUCCCGAUUGAAGAUUAUUACGAAAAACUUACGGAAGCACACUAUCAAACUGGUCAUGUAGGUCGAGAUAGGAUGCUGUACUAUAUGAAAAAGAAAUGGCGCAUCCCCAGGAUUGCAUGUGAAAUUUUUAUUAGUUUGUGCGAAACUUGCAACUUAAAAAAAUCUGUUGCCAAAAAAGGGGUGGUGGUGAAGCCGAUUAUUUCCCACGGAUUUAAUGCCCGCGGUCAAGUCGAUUUAAUCGACUUUCAGUCUUGUCCCGAUGGAGAGUACAAGUGGCUGAUGAAUUAUCAGGAUCAUGCCACUAAGUUCCUGCACCUACGACCUAUCAAAUCUUAA
Messenger RNA from Leptopilina heterotoma, 531 nucleotides. Its product is annotated as KRAB-A domain-containing protein 2-like. The transcript has a single exon. The record is from RefSeq and is a predicted model, not a curated record. The coding region runs from base 1 to 531 and encodes 176 amino acids. Lineage: Eukaryota; Metazoa; Arthropoda; Insecta; Hymenoptera; Figitidae.